AUGAAAACCUUACGCGCGGCGGAGGUGAGCGAGCUGCACCGUCUGCUUUGGCCGACGACAGACGAUGGUACGUGUGAUGACUUGCAGCGGUGGUAUCAGCAGGGCUUUAAGUUUCAGGCGUUACAGGGCUUUUCGAUCGGGCUUGUGCAGGACCACGGCGGGCCAUGCGGCAUACUGGCGGCUGUGCAGGCCGAAAUGCUGCGGCUCUUCCUGUUUGUGCGUCGCCUGGAGACGCUGAGUGACAACGGCAUUGAGCUGCAAAAUUUGAUAGGGCGACCGCAGGACGACGCAACGAGGCGACAAUUGCUGGCGGAGGCCAUGGCCUCGCUGCUGGCGCAAUGUGCCGACAAUGGGAGAGCGGUGUGCGUGGUGGUGCACGACUCGGAGGCGACGUACAGGGAAAUUACGGUGUCGCUCCUUGGUGUAGCCGAUCCUAAUCCGUACCAGGAGCUGGUGGAGCUAUUGCUGUGCGAAAUGCCGUCGUUCUGCAGUCCGCACGGCGUCAUUAACUUUACGUUUAGUGUGCUUCGGACCAAGGGCGUUGCCGCUAUACGCGAGGAAAUGGACGACCCAACGAACACUCUGACGGGGGCAUUUGGACACUGCACACAGGAGUUACUAAACUUGUUGCUCACGGGCAAGGCGGUGUCUAACGUGUUUGAUGGGAACGUUCCAAUGGGUGACUCGGGGUUGUUCUUGCAUGGCGUAUCGCAGCGGGCACGCAUAGGCUACCUGACGCAGCUAGAGGCAUUGCGUUACUGCCAAGUUGGAAGCUACUACAAGUCGCCUCAGUUUCCUGUGUGGGUGAUUGGCAGCUCCUCACACUUUAGCGUCGGCUUUGCCCUAGAAGCUUGGGUUAGCGAAGACUCGACCUCCAGACAGCUUUUUCAGCGGGUUCAGCGAGUAUUCAAGCAAUUUGAUCCCAUGGAGACUGGCUUUAUGGAGAUAUCGUCGCUGGCCGAAUCACUGAUGCAGCUGGGAGUGGAGUCUAGCAUUUUUUUGAAUGAGCGCUGGAUGACACGACUAGUGACCAGACUCGAAUUAUCGAGUGGCGCCGGUAUUAUACUCUGGGACGAGUACUGGAAGGUCAUUUCGGUGCUGCUACACACCAAUGACUUUGAAUUGGCGUUAUCUGGAAAAUUCGAUACGAACGUUACAGAGUCGGAACGUCGUCCUCUUCAGCGCUCUGAUUCUGAUCUUGCGCGGGAAUUACAAGCACAGUUUGACGCCGAAGAUCGAGGUGGCUCGGCUGAUUCUAUUCCAGCCAAUCUGCCAGUUUCGGCGUCUGACUUACUUGCAGUUCCACUUCCAGUAGUUUCAUUUGAUUGGUUUUACUACAACGGGCUGGGAAGCAGCGACAGUCAUAACAAAGGACGGCGCCGUCAACUUACAAAGUGUCGUGUGACGCUCGAUACAUUAACGGAGUUCAUUGGUAAGUCGGUGCCUAUGGAAAAUGUCUGUACAAGUGGUGGCCACGCCUCCAAUUCACUCGAAGAAAUUAUGAAGACAAAGUGGCUCAACGCUCGAAUCGAUUGGCUGAUCUCACCAGCUCCAAGUAUUGACUAA
Messenger RNA from Peronospora farinosa, 1566 nucleotides. NCBI's taxonomy places the organism in Eukaryota, Oomycota, Peronosporomycetes, Peronosporales, Peronosporaceae. The record is from the annotation of a GenBank genome assembly.